AUGGCUAUUGUAAAUCAUAAUUAUGAGUUCAUUUAUGUCGAUGUUGGAAAACAAGGUAGGAUAUCUGAUGGUGGCGUUAUACAAGCAACAACAUUUUACAGAAGACUACAGAAUGAAACUCUUAAUUUGCCAAAACCUAUGGAUUUUGAAGAAGAUCUUAAUUUUGUAUUCAUUGGAGAUGAAGCAUUUGCUCUAGAAGAACAUGUUUUAAAAACAUUUCCACAAAAAUCCUUAAACUAUGAAAGAAGGAUUUACAAUUACCGACUAUCGAGGGCUAGGAAUGUAGUGGAAAAUGCUUUUGGUCUAAUAGCAAGUAGAUUUCGCAUUUUGCAGACAUCUAUUAAUGUCAAUCCGAAUGACACAAACUAUAUUGUUUUAGCAAUUUGCACACUUCAUAAUUUUCUUAUAAAGCACAAUUCUUCUUAUGUAAAACCAACAUCUGAAAACAGUGAGACACAAGACACAGAAGUUAUUGAUGUAAGUGGACAAUUGUUUCCAUUACAAAACAGUAUUAAUGCAAGAAAUAGUUCAGCAGCAGCCAAUAUAAACCGAGAUAAGUAUUUAGAGUAUUUCAAUGGAGUUGUAAUAUAUAAAUAA
Myzus persicae (green peach aphid) is the source of this 597-nucleotide messenger RNA. RefSeq lists its product as uncharacterized. Lineage: Eukaryota; Metazoa; Arthropoda; Insecta; Hemiptera; Aphididae. The record is from RefSeq and is a predicted model, not a curated record. The transcript has a single exon. Bases 1 to 597 code for a protein of 198 amino acids.